AUAGAUAGUUUUGCUGUAGUGCCAUUUAGGGCGUGUCCAGGGUUUACAGGUACAGGGUUGCGUAAACAUCUGGACACAAAAACGCUUGAUAGAAUGACUGAAGUAAGCGUGAAAUAAUGCACGUGAAAUGCAUUUUAAUCAGGUAAAGGAGUGAGGAGACUGACCGAUCGUACGCAGUGACUAAACACUGUAACAGCUGUAGUGGUGGAUCAUUCUCAGAACAUCCGUGACACUGACAUAGUAGUGUGUGUGCUGAUACGAGUACAUCGACUACAGCAGUGUUGUUUUAAACAGUAUUCAUUUACAGCACUGUGUUUAAAGUCCCAGUACGUAACACCUGAUACACUCGUACCACACACACUACCACGUCAGUACCACCGCUGUCCUGAGAACGAUCCCGAUCCACUACAGAAAUAAGAUCUGAUCUGCGGUGGUCCUCUGGGGUACAUUUCUAAAAUAAUAAUGCUUAGCUAUUUUAACAUCCUCAUUAAUAUUGAUCUGUGGUGUGCAUGUAGACCACAGGAAGUGUGUAUGGAUUGGUUUCUUGCAAUAAGAAAGCAUAACAAUGGAUGAAAUGGACAAGAAAUGAGUGUUUCUCUGACAUCCGUAUGUCCCCUCUAACCUACUCUGUAAUUGACAGGAGUCUGAAGUGAUUAGCAUUUAAUGUUUAACAGUGCUCUCUGUAAAACUAGGUGAUAGUGAUGUUGGAUGUAUUGAUUAACUCAUACAAAGUGCUGAACAUUAACUCUUCCUAUUCAGAAAGAACAGCAAGGCCGAGAAGACACAGAAGCUGAUAAAAAUCGGUUUAUUUUGUAACCGACUUCUGUUGAAGUGACUUUACAUGACCUAAAAGACAUACGUUUACUCUUUGUCCUGUGAUUAUCCGAGAAAUUACGCAGUUAAAUCUCAGUCACAUCAUCGGAUUCGAGCCAUAAGGCCAUCGUCCUUCUUAUCUUUUUCUCCCUUUAUCAUUACAGCGGGUCUAAUAAACCCUCUUUCACCUCAUGUUUUCUUUUUGCUGAGUGUAGGAAGCAGAAAUGUAUGCCAUAGGUUGUGUGUGUGUGUGUGUGUGUGAGAGAGAGAGAAACAGUUUAUAUCCCAUGCACCAUAUUUGAACAGAAUGAAAUGAACGCAAGCCAAUCUCGUGGAAAAUCCCCUUAGCCAAAAAUGAAAAUGUCUCCGAGUCCAGGGGUUUAAGACGUCUUUAAGAAAUCAGACUUUUAUCGGAGAAUCAGAAAAGCCGAGAUGUCUGCAGAUCAUCUGACGGUUUAGGUAAUGGGAAAAGACAGGGACAGCCUCUGACCCAGACUUCUGCUCUAGUUAAUCUUUUCGACUCGUAACUUCUCUGACGUAACUUGAAACACACACCGAGCCAAGAACACCUCUGCAGGAGAUUGAAAGCAUUUAGAAUUAUUCAGCCUGCAGCACAGAUCGCUUCUCCUCCCUGCGUGAGACAGGGACACACAGAGCCAAAGGAUGGGCAUUUCCCGUCAAAUGAGAAACGAACCGAAUGAGAAAGAGUGCGUUGAAGGACUGUCUUGCAGGAAGAGGCGAGAGAGUUCUGCUUUGAGGCCCGAGUCGUCUGUCAGCAUGAACUCGUUUCCUGAAGGUUCUUUGAUUCCAGACUACAGUGAACCAGAGCUUCCGCUCAGCCAUGGGAAGAAGUACCAGGCCAGCAUGAAGACCCUGAUUCCUGUCCGCUUCACCUCAAGCUCGAACCCUAUGGACGAUGCCGGAUUCUUCUCCUUCACCUCGUUCUCAUGGAUGACGCCCAUGAUGUGGAAGUUGUUCAGGAAUCGUCUGGACACAAGCUCUCUGAAUCUUUCUCCUCAUGAUGGAGCGCACAAAAAUGGAGAGAGGUUCUUAAGGAUGUGGGAGGACGAGGUGUCACGUGUGGGCAUCGAGAAAGCGUCCCUCGGCUCAGUAGUGAUGCGUUUCCAGAGGACUCGCUUUAUAGUGUCUUGCAUCGUUGCUGUUUUGUUUACAUUAUCUGUGUUUAUUGGACCGUCUAUUCUGGUGCACGAGAUCCUGACGUACGUGGAGAAGUCAGACGGAUCCGCGCUGGUGUACGGAGUUGGCCUGUGUGUGGCGCUGUUCAUCUCGGAGUUCAGUAAAGCUUUCUUCGCGUCGCUCCUCUGGGCCGUGAACCUGCGCACCGCCAUCCGAAUGAAAGGAGCCUUCAGCAUGCUCGCCUUCCAGAAAAUCAUCACGCUCCGAACACUCAGCGACGUCACUGUCGGAGAGAUGAUCAACAUAUUAACGAGUGACGGCUAUCGUAUAUUCGAGGCAGUGCUUUUUGGUACAUUUCUACUGUGUAUCCCCAUGUUGCUCAUCGUGUGUAUUAUUUAUUCAUGCUACAUCUUGGGCUACACUGCACUCAUAGGAAUCAUGACUUACCUCAUCUUUAUACCUAUCCAGUUCUUCAUCGGCCUGCUGAUCAGAGUGUUUCGGAAAAAGGCCAUCUCUGUGACAGACACGCGCGUUCGCACCAUGAACGAAGUCCUGACCUGCAUCAAACUCAUCAAGAUGUACGCAUGGGAGGAGUCUUUUGAAAAGAAAAUCACAGAUAUCCGGAAGCAAGAGAAGUUGCUUUUGGAGAAAGUGGGAUACACUCAGAGUGUGAACGCCUCCUUAACAGCUAUAGUUCCCUCUCUGGCCACGAUCCUGACCUUCAUCGCUCACACAUCACUCCGCCUAUCUCUGCAGCCCUCCACCGCGUUCACCAUCAUCGCUGUGUUCAACUCGAUGCGGAUGACGAUGGGUCUGCUGCCGUUCUCUGUAAAAGCACUGGCCGAAGCGAAAGUGUCUCUGACGCGAUUAAAGAGGAUCCUGAUGAUAAAGAAUCCCGACCCUUAUCUGAUCCAGAACAAAGACUUGAGUGCCGCUCUAGCGAUGGACAAAGCUUCGUUCUCAUGGAGUUCCUCUGCUCCAAACGGCCCUGAGAGCCCAGUGACCGUGGGCAACGGGGUGAAGAAGGGUAAAGCUGAGCCCGCGGAGGUCACUCGGAACGGCACACACACACAGAACACCAAACCGACACUAAGGAACAUCACGUUUACCCUUCCCAAGGGAAAUUUGCUUGGAGUUUGUGGCAACGUUGGAAGUGGAAAAACCUCGCUGAUAUCAAGCAUACUCGAGCAGAUGCAUCUCCAGAGUGGAUCAGUCUCGGCGAAUGGGACGUUCGCCUAUGUUUCCCAGCAAGCCUGGAUCUUUCAUGGAACUGUACGAGAUAAUAUUUUAAUGGGAGAACCUUUCGACCAAGCGAGGUAUAACCGUGCUAUCCACGCCUGCUCUCUGAAGCCAGAUCUGGCUAUUCUCCCGUACGGUGACCAGACAGAGAUCGGGGAGCGCGGUCUGAACUUAUCAGGUGGUCAGAAACAGAGAGUCAGCCUAGCAAGAGCGGUCUAUUCCAACCGAGACAUCUUCCUAUUGGACGACCCUUUGUCAGCAGUCGACGCCCACGUGGGCAAGCACAUCUUUGAAGAGUGCAUCAAAAAAGAGCUGAAGGGCAAGACCAUGAUCCUGGUCACACAUCAGCUUCAGUAUUUGGAGUUCUGUGAUGAAGUCUUGCUUUUAGAGAAUGGGAAGAUUAAGGAAGCUGGAACGCACAGAGCUCUGAUGAAAGCGAAGGGUCGAUACGCACAUCUCAUUAACAACUACCAGCUGGAACAGAGCAACGAGAAAAAGGAGGAAGCCCCAGUGAGCCCCUCUGAGUCCAGCGAGCACAGCAAACAAAGCAGAGAACGGUCCACAAGCGGCGGAAUUGUAAACGCAGCCUUCAACAUGUCUGAUGAGAGAGUUAAACCAGAUGACUCAGCACCCGACACUCAGGAAACAAAAGAGGGUAAAGACGAGCUCGUCAAAAAGGAGGUGUCUCAGGAAGGAUCCGUUACUUUCAGAACCUACGACCGAUACUGCCGUGCGGCUGGAGGUUACAUUCUGUUGUUUUUUGUCAUGAUAUUCUUUGUCCUGCUGGUGGGAACGACUGCCUUCGGCAACUGGUGGCUCAGUUACUGGCUAAGUCAAGGCUCUGGGAAUUCAUCAGAUCCCGACCCCGGUAACAUCUCCAAAAAUCCCGAUCUGGACUUCUAUCAGAUGAUAUACGGCUUGACAGUAGUGGCCAUGGUGGUGCUGAGCGCCCUGAAGGGUUACACUUUCACUAAAGUGACGCUGCACGCCUCGUCUAAACUCCACGACACCAUGUUCAGGAGGAUCCUGGCCAGUCCGAUGAGCUUCUUCGACACGACUCCUACCGGCCGUAUGGUGAAUCGAUUCAGCAAAGAUCAGGACGAGAUCGACGCCGUCCUGCCGUUCAACAUGGAGAACUUCCUGCAGUUCUGCCUCAUGGUCACCAGCACCGUCUUGACCGUGUGCAUCGUCUUUCCCUACCUCCUCAUCGCCGUGGUUGCACUGGGCGCCAUCUUUACUGUCAUCCUCUACAUCUUCCAGAGGAGCAUUCGUGAGAUGAAGCGGCUGGAGAACGUGACUCGUUCUCCCUGCAUCUCUCUCACUACCUCCGUCAUCCAGGGCCUCAGCACCAUCCACGCUUAUGACAAAAGCACACAGUACACAGAAAAGUUUAAAAUGAUGAACGACCGUAACUCCAAUCACUUCCUGUUGUUUAACUGCGGAACACGUUGGCUGUCCUUCUGGCUGGACUUCCUGUCUGCCUCGGUUACUCUGAUUGUGGCGUUGUUUGUAGUGCUCAGCGACAACCAUGUGAUCAAUCCUUCACUCAAGGGUCUGGCCCUAUCGUAUACCAUACAGUUGACAGGCAUGCUACAGUACGUCGUGAGGCUCUCUACGGAAGUGGAGGCGAAGUUUACGUCAGUGGAGAGACUGCAGGAGUACAUCACGGGCUGCGUGUCCGAAGCGCCGCGCAGAGUGAAAGGCGUCAGCGUCCCAUCCGGCUGGCCACAGGAGGGCGCGAUCACCUUUAAGAACUACAGCAUGAAGUACAGAGAGAACACACCCAUAGUGCUCGAUCAGCUCGACCUCACAAUCAACCCCCGAGAGAAACUCGGCAUCGUGGGGCGCACCGGCUCAGGUAAAUCUUCACUGGGCGUGGCUCUGUUUCGCUUGGUGGAGCCAGCAGAGGGCACUAUUCUGAUCGACAGCUUGGAUAUCUGCACUUUGGGCCUGCAGGACCUUCGCAGUCAGCUGUCCGUCAUCCCACAGGACCCGGUCCUCUUCAUCGGCACUGUCAGGUAUAACCUCGACCCAUUUAAUAAUCACACGGAUGAGGAGAUCUGGAUGGCUCUGGAGAAAACGUACAUGAAAAAUGCAAUCUCUAGUUUGCCACAGAAGCUGGACUCGGCGGUCGUGGAGAACGGCGAGAACUUUUCUGUAGGAGAGAGACAGCUCCUGUGCAUGGCCAGAGCACUGCUUCGCAAUUCGAAAAUCAUUCUGCUGGACGAAGCGACGGCGUCUAUAGACUCCGAGACAGACGGUCUGAUCCAGCACACCAUCAGAGACGUCUUCCAGCACUGCACCAUGCUCACUAUAGCACACCGCAUCAACACCGUGCUCGAGUGUGACCGCAUCCUCGUCAUGGACAAGGGCAAGGUUGUUGAAUUCGAUCGGCCGCAGGAUCUCAUGCAAAAACCAGACUCUGCCUUUGCGUCACUCUUAGCAGCAGCCCAUAGCGUCAACUCCUGAAACACACACACACACACACACACACACACACACUGAUCUGCACAGAUUUCCUGUGGUCUGCUCAUCAUUAACUCGGUCAGGAGUCAGCUUUACACACUCUGUUUAUACAUAAACCCUCAGCAGAUGGGAAUGAGACAAUAACAGUUUCUGAUGAUCAGAAACAGUUCAAUACGCUUAAAGAUGUACUAAAUAAACUCCUCUGCUCCUUUUUACUUCUUAUAUAUAUAUAUAU
Ictalurus furcatus (blue catfish) is the source of this 5890-nucleotide messenger RNA. It is a transcript of the gene abcc12, whose product is annotated as ATP-binding cassette, sub-family C (CFTR/MRP), member 12. The record is from RefSeq and is a predicted model, not a curated record. Gene Ontology annotation, biological process: transmembrane transport. Gene Ontology annotation, molecular function: ABC-type transporter activity; ATP hydrolysis activity; ATP binding. The transcript is spliced from 32 exons. Gene Ontology annotation, cellular component: membrane. NCBI's taxonomy places the organism in Eukaryota, Metazoa, Chordata, Actinopteri, Siluriformes, Ictaluridae. Bases 1477 to 5658 code for a protein of 1393 amino acids.